AUGAGGCAGCGUGAGCUAGAGUUUUCUGUUGGGGACAAAGUGUUCUUAAAAGUGUCUACGAUGAAGGGAGUAAUACGGUUUGGUAAAAAGGCGAAGCUUAGUCCUCGUUUCAUUGGUCCUUAUGAGAUUGUUAAAAAGAUUAGGACAGUGGCUUAUGAGUUGAAGUUGCCCCCCGAUAUGGCCGUGGUGCAUCCUCUGUUUCACAUCUCGAUGUUGAGGUUGUACAAACUUGAUCCUUCCUAUGUAUUGAAUCAUGAAGAGAUUGAAAUCAAUGAAGGGCUAUCUUAUGAGGAGGAACCAGUUCAGAUUCUAGAUCGUCAAGUUAGAAAGUUGAGGACGAAGGAUGUGGCAUCGGUUAAGGUUUUGUGGCGAAACCAUGAUACUGAGGAAGCUACUUUGGAAGCAGAGGAGGACAUGAAGAAGAUAUCAUCACUUGUCCCCUAUGAUAGGUAUGAGCUAGUGUUUUAA
Lycium ferocissimum is the source of this 468-nucleotide messenger RNA. RefSeq lists its product as uncharacterized. The record is from RefSeq and is a predicted model, not a curated record. Bases 1 to 468 code for a protein of 155 amino acids. Lineage: Eukaryota; Viridiplantae; Streptophyta; Magnoliopsida; Solanales; Solanaceae. The transcript has a single exon.